AUGGAAAACGACAACCACCUCACAUCCCUCACCCUAACCCGCUACCUCCCCCGUCUCUCCUCCCAGAUCCCCCACCCAGAAGAACCCUCCAACAUCCCCUUCGACCAAACCAAACUCGUCCAACCCAACCCCAAAAAGAUUCACGGUAAAAACACCAUCCGCGUAGGCCUCCCGGGCCGCAACAGGCAGGAUCUCUACCGCAUCCAAAGCCACAUCUCCGACUACGAAGACGUCUUCUUCGACCGCUCCUGGAACUUCCCCAAGCUCAAGACCAACGCGCAGCGACUCAAAAAGGCAAAUCAACCUUACGCUUACAGAAAAGCCUUGAACAUGAGAAGUGGGUUGCUGAUCAGGCCGCACUACAUUCCUGUUUUGGAGAAAAUGUUCAAGACGAGGUGUAGCUCGCUGUAUUGCUGUGAUUACUGCGAGAAAAUGAAGAGGGACUUCUUUGAGGAGGGAAAGAAGGAAUGGACGAGGAAUAACUUGAUUGAGGGGCGGGAAAUUGCCGCGGACAAAAGCUGGAGGUUGCCGUUUGAGGAUGAGAGGGAUGGGAGGUUGGUUUUUGGGAAGCUGUGGAGGCAACUGGUGGAGGAGGUGGAAGCUGGGCAGAGUCUGGCUGUUGAAGGGUCUGUUGGGGAUUGUGAAGCGGUGCAGAGGGUUGGGUUUGGGUUUGAGGAUGUUGAGAGGGGGGAAGGGCAGUGGGAAUAUCAGAUCAAGGUCAAGCCACGGAAGCGAGGUCGUGGAAAAGGGAGGAGCAGCCAGGGUGGGACGAGAGACACUUCCCCUACAACAAGUGAAGAGUGGGCUGAGGGUGAGGAUCUCGGAAACAGCUGGGCUCUGGUGAGAGUGGCAGUCGAGACCGAGACCGGGAGCAGGAACAGCGACAGUGACAGCUAUGCCCUCCUCACACCAACAUCGGAGAGUGUGUCGGAUCAGUGGGAGAUGCUCAGCCAAGGGGCUUGA
This is a messenger RNA of Podospora bellae-mahoneyi, 963 nucleotides long. RefSeq lists its product as uncharacterized. Bases 1 to 963 code for a protein of 320 amino acids. NCBI's taxonomy places the organism in Eukaryota, Fungi, Ascomycota, Sordariomycetes, Sordariales, Podosporaceae. The transcript has a single exon. The record is from RefSeq and is a predicted model, not a curated record.